Molecule: messenger RNA, 2166 nt
Organism: Didymodactylos carnosus
Lineage: Eukaryota; Metazoa; Rotifera; Eurotatoria; Philodinida; Philodinidae
Source: the annotation of a GenBank genome assembly
AUGGAAGAAGAACAACAUGAAUUAUUAAAAUAUAUCUCCUAUAUGAAAUUACCGUUUCAAAACAAUAAUCAUCACUAUGUCGACUAUCUAAAACGAUCGAAUGAUGAUAGACAACUAUCUCAUACGUCAUUAAUUCAAAAAUUUACGAAAAAUACGUUUCUCUAUGUACUUUAUAUAUGCACAAAUUUCAUUAUCGGUUUAUUAUUCGUAGUUAUAAUUGCUAGCAUAUUUUCAGCCACAACAACUGUAUCAAGUCAAUCGAUAACAACAUCAACAACACUAUCGCUAUCGUCGUCGUUGUCGUCAUCUCUAUUUAAUGUAACAUUAGCACCAAAGCGUGCACGAUUAAAGCGUCAAUUUGAACAUGUAGGCAAUGAUAUUACAUCAUCUUCGACUGAUAAAUAUUCUUAUAUGACAUUGGUGCGUAAAGUAUUUUCUGAUCGUACAAGUACCUAUGAUCCCGAUUGUACAUUAAAUGUACCCAAUGAUUAUUAUCAAAAACUACCACUUAAUUCAGCUGCUGAAAAAAUUAUUGAAUUAAUUAGCCAAACUUACACACGAGAAUUGAAAGUAAUCAAAAUAUUAGCAUCAAAAGUGAAGACAAAAUUAAAUAUGCCGACAAAUAUAAAUAAUGAUUUUUUUAUAUCAAAAUUAAAUGAAGAAUAUAGGAAUGAAUUACGUUUAAUAUUAUCAAAAUUUAAAGACAUAAAAGCAAUUCUAAUAACAACAUAUGAACACAAUUCAGUUACACAUUAUAGUUCAAUUCGUUAUUAUAAAUUGUAUACAAAUAUUAGUGACAAUGAUGAUGAGGAACUCGAUGAAGAUAUUAAAGAUUCUAUAACAAAAGAAAAUAAUAUUUUGCUUGACUUUGGAGCAGCAAAUGCUCAUGAAACAUUAAAAAAUUGGAAAGAUAAAAGAACAACAACAUUAAAUUCAUCUAUGGGAGAAAAUUCCACAAGCGACUGGUCACCAUGGAGAGAUGGAUGGUGGCUUGGACCAGUACUGUGUGAUAUAAGAAAGGCUGAAGCAUAUUUAAUGGCUUAUGUUUUACCACUAACAGAAAGCUAUUUUCUUGUAACAUAUGUAAACAUUUCGAAUGUUGAUAUUAAUCAAUGUGCAUCAGACAAUAUACCAUUUGGUGGCACAAACAAAUGUUAUAAUGAUAUGGAAUGCGUUCAAUUACGUGGUUACGGAUUUCAAUUGGGUGCAUAUGAAUGUAAAUGUACAUCGAUAAAAGGAAAUGUUACCGUCGUCAUAAAAGGUUUUGAUUUGGAAAUGAACACAACAAAUAAUUCACAAGCAUGUAUAUGUAAUCAAUCAUCUGGAUGUCAAGCAGAAUAUAAUAAAAUUUUAAGAUAUGUUACAGUGGGAAUACAAUCGAUAUUUAUCUUUUUCGUUGCAGUAUUAGCUGUCAUCGUUUUUGAAAGAAGAAAAACAAAGAUUAUCAAACAUUCAAUGUGGAUAUUAUUGGAGUUAAUAUUACUUGGUGCGGCACUUCUCUAUGCUUCGGUCAUAGUCGACGCAUUUAAACCGCAUGUUAUUGUUUGCUUAUUAACGCCUUGGUUGCGUGAAGUAGGAUUUACGAUAGUUUAUGGAACACUGAUAUUACGUGUUUAUAAAAUGUUGGCUGAAUUUCAAUCUCGAAAAGCUCAUUGUGUUCAAGUUAAAGAAAAAGACAUAUUACGUAUACUGUUCUUCAUUUGUGUAUCGAUUGUUGGUUAUUUAUUAGCGUGGACAUUAUUAAAUAUUGAUCAUUCAAGUGAUAAAGAGUUUCAGGAUAAUCUAUUGGGAUCAGGUUUAACAAAAGAAAAACUAUAUUUUGAAGCGUGCAGACCCAGAUGGUGGGAUUUUUUAGUACAAAUUGCUGAAUUUACUUGUCUCUGCGUUGGAAUCCGUUUUAUAUAUAGUACAAGAACAGCACCAUCCGAAUAUCAUGAGAGGAAAUUAAUUACAAUUAGUAUUGCUUGUGAAAUGAUAUUUUCUACGUUAUUACACAUAAUCAGUGACGACCAUCCCAAUCGAGAACAUAGAUUUCGUUCUGUGGUUGAUGGUUUUGAAACUUCAGAUUUUGUUACAAAAUUACAGUCAAAUGGUGAUGUUGAAUUUGGUGAAUUGAACAUUCGAGAUAUGGAUCCUGAAGAUAUACGAGUGAGCAUAUUACUUUGA